CAGUGCUGAGCUGCAUCUGGUUUAAACCUACGUUUUAAACCUUGUGAACAGACCGUAGAAGAAAAGUGGGGCUCGCUAUGGCGGAAACAGAACAGCAGUCAGCAUCUUCUCCUGAAGAUGAGGCGCCUGACGCCGGGACCGCCUACAUCAUCCCCAAGAAGGAAAUCAGCAUGGUGCCGGACAUGGGGAAGUGGAAACGCUCUCAGGCCUAUGCUGACUACAUGGGCUUCAUCCUGACCCUGAACGAAGGAGUGAAAGGGAAGAAGCUGACGUGUGAAUACGAAGUCUCUGAGACGGUGGAGAAGCUGCUCGGCCUUCUGGGAACUCUGGACCGGUGGAUAAACGAAACUCCUCCGGUCGACCAGCCGUCCCGUUUCGGCAACAAGGCGUACAGAACCUGGUUCUCCAAGCUGGAGCAGGAAGCCGAAGCCUUGGUGGCCGCAGUGCUGCCUGCAGAGAAAGCCGCCGCUGCUCCAGAGAUCGCCGUCUACCUGAAGGAAGCUGUCGGGAACCCGACCAGGAUCGACUAUGGGACAGGUCAUGAAGCGGCCUUCGCUGCGUUCCUCUGCUGCCUCUGUAAGGUUGGCGCUCUGAGGAUCUCUGACCAGCUGGCCAUAGUCUUCAAGGUGUUCAACAGGUACCUGCAGUUGAUGCGGAAGCUGCAGCGGACCUACAGGAUGGAGCCGGCAGGCAGCCAGGGCGUCUGGGGACUGGACGACUUCCAGUUCCUGCCCUUCAUCUGGGGCAGCUCCCAGUUCAUAGAUCAUCCGACUCUGGAGCCGCGGCAUUUCAUCGAUGAGAGAGUGGUGAACGAGCAGCACCAGGACUACAUGUUCCUGGACUGCAUCCAGUUCAUUAACGAGAUGAAGACGGGUCCGUUUGCUGAGCACUCCAACCAGCUGUGGAACAUCAGCGCCGUCCCGUCCUGGUCCAAAGUCAACCAGGGCCUGAUCAGGAUGUACAAAGCAGAGUGUUUGGAGAAGUUCCCAGUGAUCCAGCAUUUUAAGUUCGGCAGCCUGCUCUCCAUCCAGCCAGCGAAGCCUUGACGCUCCACAGAGGCAGGAUUUCCAGCGUUCCCAGUUCCAAUGGUAGCGAAUGCUAGCUGCGUAGCCCGACACAUGCAUUCCCUCACUGGCAUGCUGCUGAGAAGGUUUGGACACAUCCUCAACUUUCCUGCUCAGCAUGUCGCUGAUGACCUCUGAACUCUGGAGCAUCUGCGGAUUUUUGUCUUAUUUAUAUAAAAGUCUCAGAUAUUAUUUUUAUGGUUUUCGGAAUGUGUGAUCAUGAAUGCUGCAGUAUUGCUGUCAUCAGUGAGACUGUUGUGUUUUUGUUUUGCUUUUAAGGCCAAAGGUCAAAUUUUCCUCAAACGUAUUCGCUCAGAGCCAACUGUAGACCGCUUCAACAUCCAUCUAGGUUAGACAGAAACUUCUAGAUUCAGCAAGUCUAGAUGGAAAGUCUGUGCAUGGAAAAACUCUUUCAGUUUGCCCAACGCUAGCCUCAUCCAGCCCCAAAAACAGAUAUCAGCUCCGUUCUGAUGAAUAUUGUCAUUAAAAGAAUAAAAUGAACAUUAUGGUUC
This is a messenger RNA of Poecilia latipinna (sailfin molly), 1576 nucleotides long. RefSeq names its product protein phosphatase 2 phosphatase activator (gene ptpa). The record is from RefSeq and is a predicted model, not a curated record. Bases 78 to 1046 code for a protein of 322 amino acids. Lineage: Eukaryota; Metazoa; Chordata; Actinopteri; Cyprinodontiformes; Poeciliidae. Gene Ontology annotation, biological process: mitotic spindle organization. The transcript has 10 exons. Gene Ontology annotation, cellular component: cytoplasm; protein phosphatase type 2A complex; nucleus. Gene Ontology annotation, molecular function: peptidyl-prolyl cis-trans isomerase activity; protein tyrosine phosphatase activator activity.